ACACAAGUUCGUAACCAGCGAUAGAAGAAAUAUAAACAAGGCCAACAAUGUCGGAUUCCCUUCGGCUCCUUCUCGACCACCUCCUACUGUAAGCUCAUACAGUAUAAUACUGCCUAGCUCUUUCUCAAUCCCAUUUCGGCAUCUAACCUCCUACUUAUUUUAUCCGUGGUAGAUUAUCCGAACGAAUCGGAGAUUCUCUCUCUCGAGUGACUUACACCCCGCCGGAAUCUUCCAAUGUCAACAUCAAAUCCACUGUCGAAUCCCUUCUUCCCAAUCGAGGCUCUCCUUCUCUCUCCGAGAUCUCCGAAGUCGAAGUCUGUGCCAAAAUAAGUGACUUCACGUUAUGCUGUGCAGCGUUGGCUGCCGCCUCGGAGUCCACUUACGGGGAGCUCUUGUGGAUCCCCGAUUCUCUCUCCGAGGCCGCUGUCUCGGCCUUCAAGCAGCUCUCUGAAGCUUACUCGACCUUUCUGCGCCCGAAAAACUGUAUGAAAGUUGGCGAAUUGGAGUUUGAAUUGAAAUUUAUGUCGAGUGACGUGAGGUUACAGGUUGAGUUAAUGCCUCAGGUUUUGCCUUUGCUUAAGAAUAAAAUAAAGGAAAGUGCCAUUGACAAGUCUAUUGACACUGAUGAGUUUUUUUGCUGCUAGCGCAAGAACUCCUGUAGCUUAUGCAAUUCUUGCUGCUCACCAACUCAAAUGGAUUGUUACCCAGGUGAACUAUCCAUUUCUGGGGAAGUUGUGCUCUUUGGUGAUUCCUUGUGGACUGACGGCUCUUGAUCACUGGUCACAGCAAGGGCAGGACAUGAUUAGCUUCAUACAUCUCUCUAAAAAUGCGAAUGCUUCUGAGAUUGGUUGGUAUGAAGACGUAAUUCUUGAUGCCUGCUGCCAAAACAUUGUUUGUUCAGAUGAUGAAAUAUGGCAAUAUGUUGUUGAAAUGUCAGUGCUCAUGUUAACUUCCACCCAGAAAAGUAAUCCACGGAGCAUAUGGUAUGAAAAGCUGCUGAAUGAGAUGUUGAGUCACCUGGAAAGACAACCUAAGAAUAAGGAGCGCCGCAUAGCAUGGCUUACACAUGUUGAUUCACUGUUUGAUGGUGCUGGGCUUGUACUGCUAUCUCAUUUUAGGCGCCUUUUUCCUCUGUUCUUUCAAUUGAUGCAUGCCGAUGAUGAUGACACAGUUCUAUUGGUACUGGAGCGUACAAAAACAGUUCUGAGAUUGACAUGGAUAAGGAAUUCGCCAUACAUUGACAGAUUGGUGGAUGAACUUGUCAGUUUAUACAAGGAAGCAGCAAUGAGAUCUCUUCAUGAUGAUAUCAGAUCACUUAUUCUUGAGACACUUAUAUUGCUGCAGCAAUGCAAGGGUGUACAGUUUGAAGUAGCUUGGGACAAGCAUAAGAAUGAUCUGGAUUUGACUCUUCUCCACCAAUCCUUUGCCGGAAGUCAUACUGCAGCGGUCUGAAAAUCUCAGAGGUUUUGUGAUGAUUCUCCAUGACACUGAGAAGUCAAUCUGAUACUUGAGUAGUUGAGUGUCAUGCUUGGGUUCAGAAUCCGGUGUCAUUCACUUCACCAAACAGUUUACCAUGUUACCAUUGAAGUAUUUGCAACCCUUGCUUCUUCAAUGGAGUCCCUACCUCUGAUUUCAGGUCUGCGGCAAUUGACUUGGAGAGAGAGAUGAACCGAGAGGUGGACGCAAUUGUGGGAGAAUAUGGUAAGAUUUGACAAGCAGAACAAUGUAAAAGCUCUCCUUUAUCUACCAUUAUAUUGCUAUCUAACGUUUUUAAGAAUAUUAAAAUAGAAUUCAGGAUCAACCAACCUUGUACAGAAAAAACAAGCAAAGGACAUUAAUGCAUACUCAAGGUCGAUGAACAAUUUGUAGAAAUAUUAACGUUUAAAAGGGAUUGCAAUGAUUAUUUCUUUUGGGAUUAAGGAUUGAAUGUUGAUUUUUUGGUUGUAGCAUUGAUUCGACAAAAUUAGGGCUGAACAUGAUAAUAUGAGUAUAUGAGUUUUAUCUCUCUCUGAUCAUUGUGUUUUUGUCAUUUAGGAAGAACAUCAUCCUGAAAUGUAUAAUUUCUUUCUUUGUCCACGCUUAAUCACCAUUGCUUCCUUAUAUUUAUGACAUGAUUUAAAAUUAAAAGCAAUAUCAUCUUUUCCCACCUUCUUUGAGUAAAUCUAUCCUUUAAUGUGAUGCCCCUUCUGUACCCUCACAUAUCCUUGAAAACCUACCGUGAAAUCUCCCUGUCUGUAGACUCCCAUAUCUUCUUCCCUGGAAGGCUGGAACCCCUUGUUUCUCAAUUUUUUGGCUUCAGCGUGCAUGAGGUUCAAAGGGUUGGAUGCAUGUCUUCGUUUGCCGCGGAUAAAGCAUUGUUGAUGGCAUUGAUGUUGGCAUUUCUGUCAAUUGGGUGUGCGCUUGGGAUAACGGUGACAACUUCAGCCCGGAUAUGGGUGAGUGAGCUAUUUUUGAAUAUGGCGGCAGAGGCAAAUGCGAGGUUGGUGGCUGGCUGUUAUGUGGAAAAGUUAGGGCUUGUCGCUUAGAUUGGUGAGUUUGAGAUGCUAGUGCCACUGAACAAAUCUUGAUGGGUGGUGUUGUGACUUGUGAGUUCAUUAUUGGAAUGUUCAGAGUAUCUCAAAACAAGGUAAUUGAUGUAAGUCUGAACCAAUCAUGAUGAUCUUACAAGCAUCCGUAGAAAUCAAUAAUACAUAUUGCUCUUAUGUGAGUGAUUGACUCAGUGUGGUUCACUUGACUUAUAACUAGAUCGUGAUUAUUGUUUUCUUAUUUUAAAAUAUUAUUACUAUUACACCAC
Cuscuta europaea is the source of this 2794-nucleotide messenger RNA. NCBI's taxonomy places the organism in Eukaryota, Viridiplantae, Streptophyta, Magnoliopsida, Solanales, Convolvulaceae. The record is from the annotation of a GenBank genome assembly.